Aureobasidium melanogenum CBS 110374 is the source of this 975-nucleotide messenger RNA. RefSeq lists its product as uncharacterized. The coding region runs from base 1 to 975 and encodes 324 amino acids. Lineage: Eukaryota; Fungi; Ascomycota; Dothideomycetes; Dothideales; Saccotheciaceae. The record is from RefSeq and is a predicted model, not a curated record. The transcript has a single exon.
AUGCAUCUAUCUCCAUCCAUCCCCAUCUUCUUCUUCUCUGCCCUGGUGCACGCAAGAACCGACCUCACAGGCUGCACAAGAACAGACGUCUCGUCACCAGCUGGCGCCUCUUACGCAUGGAUCGUCCCCGACACUCGAGAACUAUGCGACUUUUUGGAUUGUGGAGGCGGCAGAGCACCUCCUAAGACUACAGUCCCUGGAUGUCCUUUGUAUGUUGGUACGGAAACAUAUAAACCUAGUUUUCUGGCUGGGUUUGGUGCGGCUGUGACGGGAGGUGCUACGGCUACUACUGCUGGGCCUACUAUCACCAGUUUUGCUGCUACUGCUACUGCUACUGCAGCCGUGGACAAUGGUACUGAGCUUGAUGAUGGUGAGGCGAACGAUGAAGGCGAUAUGGAUGAUGGAAGCGAUGCCGAUGAUGAAGGCAAUACGGAUGACAUCGACGACUUCUACGAUUUGAUGAUCACAUAUCCCGCUGAUUGGAACAAUUGGACACCUGAGCAACAGGCCAACUGGUGGUCGUCCUAUGGGUACAAUUCUGCUGCAGCCAUCACGGCCACGACUAGUUUUACGAGCGGAACCAGCACCUCUUCUCAACAAUCCACGGCAGCCUCGAGUGAUUCGAGCGUAUCAUCUUCGACUUCGAACUCGGCUGUCUCGAUCACCAACGCAGCAGCCACUUCCACGACAAGCACAAAAGAUCUACCCACUCUGGCUGCAGCAUCCACUACUUCAGCAGUCACAACCGCCAGUUUGAGCAUGACCAGAUCGUGGGUCAAGACCAUUCCGACUUUUGCCAGAGGCGCUGCUGAUGUCGAGAAUGAUAGGGCAAGUAGGGCAAGCGUGUCUGCGUCUGGAUCGACUUCUGCCUCUGCACCUUUGGUGGAUUCUACUGGCGCUGCUGGAAAGGUUGAUUGCGUCUUUGGUGGUGUUGGGAUUGUUGCUGCUGUUAUUGGAGUUUUGGCUGUUUUUUAA